Solanum lycopersicum (tomato) is the source of this 2141-nucleotide messenger RNA. Its product is annotated as 2-hydroxyisoflavanone dehydratase-like. Gene Ontology annotation, molecular function: hydrolase activity. The record is from RefSeq and is a predicted model, not a curated record. NCBI's taxonomy places the organism in Eukaryota, Viridiplantae, Streptophyta, Magnoliopsida, Solanales, Solanaceae.
AUAAACAUAAACAUUUUUUAGGAAUAUCAAAAAUGCUUUUUCACAUAUUACAAAUUAUUCAAAAUAAAAAAUCUCUCUCCCAUUUAUAAGAUAAAAAAUAUUCUUUAACCUACUAAAAAUCACUCAAGAAGGGAAAAUUCGAAUCAUUUUAAUAGAUUAAGGACAUUUUAAUCUAAUAAAUGGAAGUAUGACAUUUUAAAAUUAUUUCUAAUAUGCUAAAUAAAUUUUGACCCAAAUGCAAAUUCGAUUCAAUCAAUAUUCAAUAGUGAACGAAAAACAUUUUAAAACCAUUUCUAAUACAUUUUAAGCUACUAAUUAGAUUUUUGAGUAAUACUUUUUCAUUUUAUUUUCGAGAAAAUGAAAUUUUUUACCCUUUUACAAUUUAAAUAAAAAAAUAAUAAUCUUUCUGGAUGUCUGAUAACUACAAAACAAAAACAAAAAACUAUAAACAACUAUAGAAAAAAAAAAAGAUUCGAAUUACUAAAACAAGCAAUAAUGUACUUUAAAAAAUAUCUCUAGCUAUAAAAUCACAAAGGGUGACUUCAAUGUUUGACAUCCAAAUUCUCAUAAGUCUCUUCAACACUAAUUAUUUGGUCAUCAUGGAAAACAAUGAUGUUGUUAAAGAUGUAUAUCCUUUCUUUCGAGUCUACAAAGACGGUCGAGUUGAACGUUUUUAUGACGUACAUGGUACAUACUAUCUCCCGCCAUCACAGACAUCUGAUAACGUUUCCUCUAAAGACAUUACCAUCUCGCCUGACGUCUUUGCUAGGCUCUAUCUUCCAAAAAACACUACUACUCCCAACCAAAAGCUCCCCAUAUUAGUCUAUUACCACGGUGGAGGACUAGUUAUCGAAUCCCCCUUUACCAAUUGGACUCAUCGUUACGUAAAUCUCUUAGCUUCACAGUUGAACACCAUUAUCGUAUCCGUAAACUAUAGGUUAGCCCCAGAGAAUGACGUGUCAACGAUCUAUAAUGAUGGUUGGACCGCACUUCAAUGGGUCACUUCUCAUGCUAACAAAGACGACUCUGUUAUGACCAGUACUUUUACCAAUUAUGACCCGUGGUUAAAAACCUAUGGUGAUUUUGAUAAACUCUUCUUAGUUGGAGACAGUGCUGGUGGUAAUAUAGUUUUUACUAUGACAAUGAGAGCAGGUAAAGAAAGUUUAAAUUGUGGUGUGGGGAUAUGUGGUUCAAUUCUUGCUUUUCCAUACUUCUUGAUCGAAAAUAUCGAUCAAGAGGGUAUACCUUAUAAGAUUUGGAUAAACAUUUGUCCAUCAUUAGAACAAGGAUUAUUUGCUAUUGAUAGUCCAAUGAUUAAUCCACUUGCUAAAAAUGCACCUAGUUUGUCGGUGUUGGGUUGCUCGAGACUUUUGGUUUGUAUCGCGGAGAGAGAUGAGUAUAUUUCUAGAGAAACAUUGAUUCGAUUCGUUGAAGGUGUGAAGAAAAGUGGAUGGAAAGGAGAACUGAAGGUUAUUGAACUUGAAGAAGUAGGUCAUUCGUUUCAAAUAUAUAAACCUGAUUGUGAAAAAGCUAAAGAUAUGAUGAUGCAUUAUGCUUCGUUUAUUCACAACAAGUGAUUAGUAGAAAUAAAAAAUAUAAAAAUGUUAUUUGCAACAUAUUGCAACUAGCUAGCCAUUUAAUUAUCUUCCGUUUCAGAUUGUUUGAAAAUUAUAAUUUUAAAUGUCGUGAAUUUUGUGUUGUUGAGCUACUUUGUCUUAUUGUGUUACGUAGGUGCAUUAUAUUGUAAUCUUUUCAAGUUCAUAAUGUGUGAAAUUAUUUAGUUGGUGUUGAGUUUAGAAAUCUCCUUUGUCACCUUUCAGUUCAAUUGUACGUUGUUAUUUAAGAGAGGAGAAAAGAGGCAAAUAUGUCUUAUAAUUUUGCUAUUUAGAGCCGAUAUUUUAUAGUUCAAAAAAUGACGCAUAUAUAUUAUUGUUGUUUAUCGAAUAAUAUAUACUAAAUUGAAAGAAGAGUGUAUAAAUCCUUCAUUUAAUCAUGAUCAUGCUGGAGUCUCAUAUCAGUGUGGGCUAAGUGGUACUUGAUUUUGAUCGCGAACAAUGCUCCUAUUUGUGCUAGUUCUUUUGGAUUGAGUUAGGUCCAACUUAAAGUUUAUAUAUUUACAAAUUGUUCAACAAUAUAGUGGC